Trichechus manatus latirostris (Florida manatee) is the source of this 3471-nucleotide messenger RNA. It is a transcript of the gene KYNU, whose product is annotated as kynureninase. Gene Ontology annotation, cellular component: cytoplasm. The coding region runs from base 343 to 1500 and encodes 385 amino acids. The record is from RefSeq and is a predicted model, not a curated record. Gene Ontology annotation, molecular function: pyridoxal phosphate binding; kynureninase activity. The transcript has 13 exons. Lineage: Eukaryota; Metazoa; Chordata; Mammalia; Sirenia; Trichechidae. Gene Ontology annotation, biological process: NAD+ biosynthetic process.
UGUUUCAUCCUGAAGGUGUAAAAAAUGUUACAGCUCUUUGUUUUAAAAAAAAAACAAAAAUGGAAUCAAAUUGGACACCUAACAAACAUGAUGAAAAAUCUUGGUUCAUUUAUUUUGAAGUUUCCCUUCCCUCUUCUUAGGGUGCCAAAGCUUUUGGAGAUGGUGUGACACAUGAUGAGCUCUCCUACUUCCUCUUUGGCCCAGUGGGUACGACUAUUUGAGGACAGGUGGCUCCGUUGAAGUCUUACGGAAGAUACCUAUCCAUAAAUUGAUUUAUCUUUAGUGAAUAAGGAUGAAAAUGCCAUCUAUUUCUUGGGAAAUUCUCUUGGUCUUCAACCAAAAAUGGUUAAAACAUAUCUGGAAGAAGAACUGGAUAAGUGGGCCAAAAUGGGAGCCUACGGUCAUGAAGUAGGGAAACGUCCUUGGAUUACAGGAGAUGAGAGUAUUACAGGUCUUAUGACUGAUAUUGUAGGAGCCAAUGAGAAAGAAAUAGCUCUAAUGAAUGGUUUGACUGUUAAUUUACAUCUUCUACUGUUAUCAUUUUUCAAGCCUACACCAAAACGGUAUAAAAUUCUUCUAGAAGCCAAAGCCUUCCCUUCAGAUCAUUAUGCUGUUGAGUCACAGCUUCAACUUCAUGGACUUAACGUUGAGAAAAGUAUGCGGAUUAUAAAGCCAAGAGAGGGGGAAGAAACCCUGAGAAUGGAGGAUAUCCUUGAAGUAAUUGAGAAGGAAGGCGACUCGAUUGCAGUGAUCCUUUUCAGUGGGGUGCAUUUUUAUACUGGCCAGCUCUUUAAUAUACCUGCCAUCACAAAAGCUGGACAAGCAAAGGGUUGUUUUGUUGGCUUUGAUCUAGCACAUGCAGUUGGAAAUGUUGAGCUCCACUUACACGACUGGGGAGUUGAUUUUGCCUGCUGGUGUUCCUACAAGUAUUUAAACUCAGGAGCAGGAGGUCUUGCUGGUGCCUUUGUCCAUGAAAAGCAUGUCCAUACUAUAAAACCUGCGUUAGUGGGAUGGUUUGGCCAUGAACUCAACACCAGAUUUAAAAUGGAUAACAAACUCCAGUUAAUCCCUGGUGCCAAUGGAUUCCGUAUUUCAAAUCCUCCCAUUUUGUUGGUCUGUUCCUUACACGCUAGUUUAGAGAUUUUUAAUCAAGCAACUGUGAAAGCAUUGAGGAGAAAAUCUAUUUUGCUAACUGGUUAUCUGGAGUACAUGAUCAAGCAUUACUAUAACAAAGAUAAAGCAGAAAGCAAGAAACCUAUUGUGAACAUAAUUACUCCACCGCAUAUAGAAGAACGGGGCUGCCAGCUAACACUAACAUUUUCUGCUCCAGUGAAAUAUGUUUUUCAAGAACUAGAAAAAAGAGGAGUGGUUUGUGACAAGAGGGAACCAAAUGGCAUUCGAGUGGCUCCAGUUCCUCUCUACAAUUCUUUCCAUGAUGUUUAUAAAUUUGUCAGUCUACUCAUCUCUAUACUUGAUGCUGCGGAAACCAAAAAUUCGUAGUGUUUUUUAGAACAACUUGCGUAAAUCGUACUGAAAUCUGUCAUAGUUAUUGUUAUUACCUGACUUUUAAUUAAUAGAAGUACUUCAAAAUUGGCUGCCCCUAACUGGGGAUGAAUUGCACAGUUUACCGAAAUAUCUAACAUUUUUCUGAGUCUGUGACCCUUAGGGAUCCUUAUGGCUGUUCAGUUUCCCCACCCACACUUGGGUCCUAAUCCACACUUUUCAAGGAUGUUCUUUUAUUUGUUAUCAUAAUCUUUCAUUGUUUUUGUUUGUUUUUAGGGGGCUUUCUUUAAUGCAAGAGUUUAAAUAUUUCUCUGUUUCCAAAGCAGUGAAAUAAAUCACCCCAAGGUACUUGUGAUUAAGGAUUUAAAGAUUUAGGAAAAAGAGCCUCAUCUCUCUGAUUUCUUCAUUCUGAAUCUGUGGACCUUUCUGAUCCACUAUGACAACUAAAGUUAAACUAGCUCUGUUGGACUUCCCAGCUUUCAGUUGUUGAUGCCACAACCUGUAUUAUUGAAUUGGCAAAGUAGUCUAUGUUUGUAUACAUGAGCAGCAAGAAAAAGUGAAUGCGACAUAAUUAUGGCUCCUGAUUAAACAGAUUUGAACAAAACAAACUGACUUAGACAACUAGAUUUGAUGGUAGAGAUGAAUAAAAAGAUAAGGAACUCCAACACCAACCCCUACCAACACUAGCAACUACUGACAUUUAUCAAAUUCUUACCAUGUACUCUGAUGAUGCAGUGGUUAAGAGCUCAGCUGCUAACCAAAAAGUAGGCAGUUUGAAUGCGCUAGUUGCUCCUUGGAAACCCUAUAGGGCAGCUGUACUCUGCCUUAUAGGGUCGCUGUGAGUUGAAAUCGACUCGACAGCAAUGGGUUUGGUUUUUUGGUACCAGGUACAAGGUACUGUGCUAAACUCUUUACAUGUUAUUUUGUUUAAUUGAGUGAUCAUACAGUGGCUUUAGGGUAGCUUCCCACUCCAUCUUUUGGUGACACUCAUUUUCACAAAUGGAAGCAUGCUCAAAACCCUAAACUAGGACCAUUCUUGACUUCAGAUACAAUGAAUCAUUUUUAAACAAAUGAUGCUGAACACAACAGACAUGGCUUCAGCUCUCCUAGAACACGUAGCUUAGUGGAAGAACAAAUAUUCAACAAGUAAACACUCAAGUAAAUAAUUAUAAAUUCUGUGAAAGACAAAUAGAUGAUACAAUGAGAAAAAGAUCUGAAGCAUAUGAAUUUUAUGGUUAAGUAAGAGAAAAUGUAUAGGUUUAUUUUCUAAAAUAUUUCAUACUAAUCACAUUAAAAUUGUAUGAAAUUAUAGGUACUGAUCAUUCAAAGAAGAAUCAGCACCUAUGUACUUACCAGUUAGUUUAAGAAAUAGAGCAUUUAGAAACUACCUUCAUGACAUUCUCAGACAACACCCUCAAAUCCCUCCUCAAAUCCAGGGAUAACCACUGAACUAUAUUUUGUGUUAAUCAUUUCCUUACUUUCUUUAAAGUUUUACAGUUACACACUUAUCAAUAAAAAUAUAUAAUUUUGUCUGUGUAUGAAUGGAAUUAUCAUACUAUACAUAUAUUCCUCAGCUUCUUUUGCUCAACAUCAUUUUUUUUGUGUGAUUCAUCCACUUGUUGUAUGCAGCUGUUCAUUCCUUUCAUUGCUGCACAGCAUUCUAUUAUAUAAUUGGAGUUAGCAAUUACUCUGCUACUGUAGAACAUUUGGGUUGUGCCAAAUAUUUUACUAUUGCAAUGAUGAUGCUAUGAGUAUUCUGGCACACAUGUGCAAAAGUUUGUCUAGGACAUAUAUAUGUGAAAAUACUGGGUCAUAGGGAACACACAAGUCUAAGUUUACUAUGUAAUCUCAAACUGUUUUCCAAAGUGGUUGUACCAGUUUCCACCUCAACCAGUCAAUGAGAGUUCCCUUACUCCAGAUCCUUGCCAAUAAUACCUAUUGAUUGACUUUUUUUUUUAAUUGUGUAAA